Messenger RNA from Parastagonospora nodorum SN15, 537 nucleotides. RefSeq lists its product as hypothetical. The record is from RefSeq and is a predicted model, not a curated record. NCBI's taxonomy places the organism in Eukaryota, Fungi, Ascomycota, Dothideomycetes, Pleosporales, Phaeosphaeriaceae. The transcript has a single exon. Bases 1 to 537 code for a protein of 178 amino acids.
AUGUUAACCAACCGCCGCUCAACAAUGAUGGUCCCCCCAUCCCGCAUGCCGUCCUGGCACCCGCAAUCAAAACCCAUCCCCCAAACCCCAACCUUCCAAACAACAUUCGACUCUACCUCCGCCUCAACCGAACCACACCCCUCCCGCACCCCCGCGCUGCUCACAUCAACAACGCCUCUGCUCCCCGGCCACACCGUCCUCCGCGUACACGGCACAUGCCACGGCACCGUGACCCUCACACGCAAAGACACAAAGUCGUUUAUCAAGAACAUCGCAUCGUCAUUCGGCAGCAACUGGGGCGAGGCGAAGAGCCUGACGAGCGCGAUUUACUCGGCACGCGACCAGGCGAUUGAUAGGAUGGUGAAGGAGGCGGUAGGCAAGGGCGCGAAUGCGGUUGUGGGUGUGGAAGUGAGAGAGAGUGAGGUGCUGGGGUGUUUGGUGGUCAGUGUGGUGGGUACUGCGGUUUGGGUGGAGAAGGAUACGGGGAGGGUUAAGAGGGAUAGUGCGCAGGAGGCGGGUGUUGAUCCGUUUCUCUGA